This is a messenger RNA of Setaria italica (foxtail millet), 1317 nucleotides long. RefSeq names its product transcription factor MYB16. Bases 119 to 1096 code for a protein of 325 amino acids. The record is from RefSeq and is a predicted model, not a curated record. The transcript is spliced from 3 exons. NCBI's taxonomy places the organism in Eukaryota, Viridiplantae, Streptophyta, Magnoliopsida, Poales, Poaceae.
UUCUGGUGACCAGCCAGCAAAGAAACAGGGAGCUUCAAGGGCCAAAGGGAGGCAGCAGGCAGGUUGUCUCCCUCCUUCCCAACUGCACCACCCUACCCAAGUCCCAUCUCACCUAUCAAUGGGAAGGUCUCCUUGCUGUGAUGAGAAUGGCCUCAAGAAGGGCCCCUGGACCCCUGAAGAAGACGAGAAGCUCAUGGAGUACAUCCAGAAGCACGGCCAUGGGAGCUGGAGAGCACUGCCGAAGCUUGCUGGGCUCAAUAGGUGUGGCAAGAGCUGCAGGCUGAGAUGGACCAACUACCUCAGGCCAGACAUCAAGAGAGGGAAGUUCACCCAAGAAGAAGAACAAACCAUCCUCCGGCUCCACUCCGUCCUUGGCAACAAGUGGUCAGCCAUUGCAAAGCACCUGCCUGGGCGGACCGACAACGAGAUCAAGAAUUUCUGGAACACUCACCUGAAGAAGAAGCUGAUCCAGAUGGGCUUCGACCCGAUGACGCACAGGCCAAGGACCGACUUCUUUGCUGCGCUGCCUCAACUCAUUGCGCUGGCCAACCUCCGCCAGCUUGUGGAGCAGCGUCCAUGGGACGACCACGCCGCAAGGCUGCAGGUUGAGGCAGUCCAGGCUGCAAAGCUCCAGUGCCUGCAGAACCUGAUCCAGUCUGCAGCAUCCAUUGCCACUAAUCCCAGUUCCAGCAGCAUCAACACCAUCCCCGACCUGGAGCAAAUUGGCCUCCUGAGUCCUCCGCAGAUGUCUUCCUUGUCUUCGUUGCCUUCUCCGAGUUUCCUGGAGAGUAUCAGUGGCCAAGACAUAGUAGCUGGACAACUGCCUGACAUACAAAUUCCUAACUCUUUCUCUGAGCAGCCCACCAGCAACGAUGCCAACCAGAACUCGGACUUCACUCCAAAGAGUAGCGUUGAGGGGGAGAAUGAAACCCCUAAAACGCUGCUGCUGUCAGAAAACUCCCUUCCACCGCUCACCGACUUCCCCAUUUCCAACUUCGGCGAUGCUUGCAGCGCCUCAAGCUGUGAUGGUAGCAGCAUUCAAUUCCCGAGUUGGCCUGAGUUGUUUGAUGAACAGUUCUUGAGCGAGUUUGUAUGAAUUCUGGUCUGGUGUGUGUGUCUGUGUUACUCUAUGGUUUGCUUUUUCAGUUUUAGUUUUCUUCCUUUCCUACCGCUAUUUUUGUGCCGUAUUCUGGUGUGAGUCUCAGUUUGAGUGCAAAUGCAUGCUCCUAUGCAUAUAAACUAUACACCGAACACUUGUAAAUAUACAACUUUUAUAUAAAUUUUGCAGGGUUGGAUUCUCCAUGCCCUUUUUUGCAA